AUGUGGCCUGCUAAUCAUCCAUGGUGGCAUCAAUCAGUAUCCGUCGAUGGAGGAGCUCGUGCUAUGCGUCCACUUCAAUUUCCAUCACAUCGACUACCUCAUCAUGUAGAUCUUCGUCGAUACAUGACACCAGUUGAAGACCAAGCUGAUAUGUCAACUUGUGCAGCUAAUGCGUUUGCUGGUGCUUGUGAAUAUAUUUAUAAUCGUCGUUUUCAUAAACAUAUUGAUGUAUCACGUUUAUUUAUUUAUUAUAAUGGACAAAUGAUUGAUCAACGAAGUCUUGAAGUAACUGAUGAUGGUGCAUCAAAACAGAAUACUGUUUUAGGUAUGCGUAAAUUUGGUAUAUGUGAAGAACGUUUAUGGCCAUAUGAUGAACGUUUACUUAAUAAAGAACCUCCACCCUAUGUUUAUGAAGCUGCAAGUCGUGUCACUGUCAUUCCACUAAAACUUCCAAGAAAUUUAGUUGCAAUGAAAACAUGUCUAGCAAAUGAAGUUCCAUUUUUAAUUGGAAUUAAAUUAUUAGAUUCUGCAACAUCUGAAGCAAAAAGAAAUAAUGGAUAUAUAUCAAUGCCUGAUCCAAAUAGUCUUACUGUUGCAUUAACUGGUACACAUGCUGUAUUAAUUGUUGGUUAUGAUGAUCGAACAAGACAUUUUCUUGUACGAAAUUCCUGGGGAAGAGAUUGGGGUAUCGAUGGUUAUUUUUAUAUUCCAUAUGAUUAUCUAUUAGAAAAACGUCUUAUUAAUUAUUUAGAUGGUUUAUGGGCUAUAACGGAUAUAAUACCACGUACAAAUUAUAAACCAACUGUUCGUAGAUUAGUUGUGCCGGGUCAUAAUUACGAUGAAAAACGUAUAAGAGAUCAUAGUCGAAAUAAAAUGAAUCAUUUACAAAAAAUGAUGAUGAUGAUGAUGAGAACACCAACGCGUCAUCAUCCUUUACAGCGUCGAUUAUCAAUGCCUACACUUAAAGGUAUUAAUGAUCAUUAUUGGUAUCGAUAA
Adineta steineri is the source of this 996-nucleotide messenger RNA. NCBI's taxonomy places the organism in Eukaryota, Metazoa, Rotifera, Eurotatoria, Adinetida, Adinetidae. The record is from the annotation of a GenBank genome assembly.